CAAUCCAUCCAAUUUUAGGCCCCAUAUGCUUCCAAAAGCCAUUCAAAACCCUGCAGACUACUUCACCAUAUUAUGUCAUUCCCUCCUUUUCUCCUCUCCUGCUCACUUUUUCCAGUCCCAAUGCAAUAAUCCACCAUAAUUAAUCAAGUGAGGCCACAAAUUGACCUAACCUUUCUUCCAUUUUCUAUCCAUCUUUGUUCAUUCACAACAACAAUAAACCCAUUUCAUUUAUUGGAUUCACCCCCUCAAAUCUUGAAAUAACCCCAUGAAGAUUCUUCAUUUCUACCCCUUCUUGUUCUUGUUCAUGUUGUUCAUCUGUUCAUCUGCUGCUGAUCCUUUCACAGAAGCACUAAUAAGCUUGAAAUCAGAGCUUAUUGACCCAUCUAAUGCUUUAAACAACUGGGUUCUCCCUAAAGACCAAAACCCAUCUCAAAAAAUCCAAUCUUGUUCAUGGGUUGGUGUCAAAUGUAACCAAAACUCAACAAAAAUCACAUCUUUAGACCUUUCUUUAAAGAAUCUUGGUGGGUUUUUAUCAGGGAGUCAACUCUAUCAAUUUGUUGACUUAAUUGUUCUCAACAUAAGUCACAACUCAUUCUCUGGAUCACUCCCUGUUGGGAUCUUUAAUCUUACAAACUUGAACACUUUGGAUAUUAGUAGAAACAAUUUUUCUGGUGUGUUUCCUUAUGGGAUUUCAAAGCUUCAAAAGUUAAUAGUUCUUGAUGCUUUUAGCAACAGCUUUUCUGGUUCACUCCCACCAGAUGUUUGUGAAAUUGCCUCAGUGAAAGUUGUCAACUUUGCUGGAAGUUAUUUCAGUGGGCCCAUUCCAAAUUCAUAUGGGUUAUGCAAGAAUCUUGAUUUUAUUCAUCUUGCUGGUAAUUUGUUAAGUGGGUAUUUACCUAUUGAAUUUGGUCAGUUAAAAACUGUCACUCAUAUGGAGAUUGGUUACAAUUCUUAUCAAGGAACAAUCCCAUGGCAAUUUGGUAAUAUGAGUGAGCUUAGAUAUCUUGAUAUUGCUGGUGCUAAUCUAUCAGGAACAAUCCCAAAAGAGUUAGGUAACUUAGUUAAUCUUGACACACUAUUUCUGUUCAAAAACUCUCUUUCCGGAAUGAUCCCGAACGAAUUCGGUAACAUUUCCACGCUUUCGAGCUUAGAUCUUUCGGAUAACUUGCUUUCGGGUCCAAUUCCCGACAGUUUUUCGAACUUGAAAAGCUUAAAACUGUUAAGUGUUAUGUAUAACGACAUGAAUGGUUCUGUUCCUGAAGGGAUAGCUAAGCUUCCUAAUCUUGAAUCACUUCUUAUUUGGGAUAACUUCUUUAGUGGCACACUGCCACAAGAAUUGGGUAUGCAUUCUAAACUCAAAUGGGUUGAUGUUUCAACAAAUGAUUUUGUGGGUGUGAUUCCGCCAGGUAUUUGUUCAGGGGGGGAGUUGAGUAGGUUAAUGCUGUUUUCGAAUUGGUUUUCGGGUGGGCUUUCGUCUAUCUCGAAUUGUUCCUCGCUUGUUCGAAUACGACUUGAAGAUAAUUUGUUUUCGGGUGAUAUUGAUUUGGAUUUUAGGAUUCUUAGUGAUGUUUCUUAUGUUGAUUUAUCUGGAAAUAGGUUUACUGGUGGGAUUCCUUAUGAUAUAUUUCAUGCUUUAAGUCUUGAGCAUUUUAGCGUGUCGAAUAAUACGAAUCUUGGAGGGAUACUUCCCGAAAAAGCAUGGUCGUUGCCGGUUCUUCGCAAUUUUUCGGCCUCAUCGUGCAAUAUUUCUGGGAAUUUCCCUGAGUUUCCGUUCUGUAAGUCGUUAUCGUUUAUCGAUUUGAACCGGAAUCACUUAUCGGGAGGUAUCCCGGAAAGCAUUUCGGUUUGUGAGAAUCUCGAAACGUUAAAUUUCGCUGAAAAUAAUUUAUCCGGUGAGAUACCAGUGAAGUUAGGAAGCUUGAUGAAGUUGAAGUUUCUUAAUCUGUCGUAUAACGAUCUUUCGGGUUCGAUCCCGAACGGAAACACGUUUAAAACGAUGGAUAGUAGUUCGUUUCUCGGAAAUCCUAAUCUUUGCGGUGCACCACUCGCGAGAAUAUGCCGUCACGCGAACGGAAUAUCUGAGGGAAUGGAAUUGGGAAGUAGAAGGAAUCACAAGGUUGGUUGGGUGCUUGUACUCUGCGCUAUAGUGGUUGUACUCUCGGCACUUCUUUUCGGUAUCUUUUACUACCGGAGACAAAGUGUUAACCGCCACUGGAAUAUGGUGUCGUUUGGCGGUUUACCCGAACUCACAGCCGCAGAUGUUUUAAAAAGUUUCAACUCCAUUGAUACCGUGGAAACGUUGUAUUCGUCAAAUUCGGUUUGCAAAGCCGUUUUGUUGUCUGGGAUGACGGUAAUUGUGAGAAAGAUCGAAUGGGGGGCAAAAGGUUCGAAUCUUUUGAUUGAUUUCGUAAACCAAAUAGGGAAUCUAAGACAUAAGAAUUUGGUUCGGUUGUUGGGGUUUUGUUAUAAUAAGAAUCUUGGUUAUUUGCUGUAUGAAUAUUUACCAAACGGUAAUCUUGACGACAAGAUUGCAAUUAAAAGAGAUUGGGGUUCGAAACAUAGGCUUGUGAUCGGCAUUGCUAAAGGGUUGUGUUAUCUUCACCAUGAUCGUCGUCCAGCUAUUCCUCAUGGAGAUUUGAAGGCGAGUAACAUAGUUUUCGAUGAAAAUAUGGAGCCCUGUUUGGCAGAAUUCGGGUUUAAAACAAUAUCUGCAAUGGAAACAGGUGAAUACAAGGGUCUCAUGGAUCAUGACCUGAAAGAUGAUGUAUUCGGCUUCGGGGAGGUUGUUUUGGAGAUUUUGACUAACGGAAGACGAAAAAAUGGCGGAAUAAGCAUUCACAAAACACCAAAAGAUGUUUUAUUGAAGGAAAUUUAUAAUGAUAAUGAAGUGUCUGCUUCUUGUUCAUCAUCUUCAUCUUCAAAGUCCAUUCAAGAAGAGAUAAAAUUGGUUGUUGAAGUUGUUCUUGCUUGCACAACAAGCAAGCAGUCUGAUAGACCAUCAAUGGAAGAUGUUUUGAAGAUUCUUUCAGGGUUGAAACCCUUAAAGAAAUGAGAAAGUUUGAUGUGAUUUUUUUGCAUGUUUUAAUUCAAGUAGUUUAGUUUAUAAAAGGAAUGUUGAUAUAUGGUUUGUAAAAUAGCUUUAUUUGCUUGUUUUAGAAUGUUGUGUUGAGAAUAUGUGAUGCUAGAUGCAAUAUUGAAGCUUCUAAUGAUGUUGUAAAACAUGUAAUUAAAGCUUGUAUAUCUUUUUCUGCAAUAUUUGCUCUUUGUUUAA
Messenger RNA from Helianthus annuus (common sunflower), 3271 nucleotides. Its product is annotated as leucine-rich repeat receptor-like protein kinase TDR. The coding region runs from base 266 to 3052 and encodes 928 amino acids. The record is from RefSeq and is a predicted model, not a curated record. The transcript is spliced from 2 exons. Lineage: Eukaryota; Viridiplantae; Streptophyta; Magnoliopsida; Asterales; Asteraceae. Gene Ontology annotation, biological process: protein phosphorylation. Gene Ontology annotation, molecular function: ATP binding; protein kinase activity; protein binding.